ACAAUAUAAAAUAGUGAUUGGUGUUAUAAUUAUUGAUAGUGUUGUUUGUUCCUGAAUAGUGAUGAUCUUAAAAUCAGAUGUGGGAAAUUUGUUAAAACAAUGGCUGCAACGGAUGGUCAAAUUGUGAUUGCGGCAGCACGAUGGUGCGAAGAAGGUCACUAUCUACGUGAAUUUAUAACAAAACAUCAACUACCCGCAGUGGUAAAAAUAAUCAAAGGGCAGUAUAGUGGAUUAGGUGUACCAUCUUUACCAAAUCCUGGAUUACAAUCAACAGCGUUAUUGGUGACAGCUGGUAUGACCAGAAAAUUAGUUGCACAAGCUGUAAAAUUAAAAGAAGGUCGCCGUCUAAUACCAGUUGGACCACGCUUAGCAAUUCCAGAAACAUAUUCAGGAUAUUUUGAAUUGUUAAGCGAAGAAGGUCGUGCAGUGAGGUGUAUUGAAAGUGUUGCAGAAUUAGCUCGUCGUAGACCCGAACAUGGUUGCUUAGUUCGAGAGCCAGUACGUGCCGUUAUGGUGAAACCUGAGUCAAUUGAUUCGACACUACCAAUUGCCGAAGGUGCACGAACAAUAUCACCAGGAGAAAUUUUAGUGCCAUGUGGUGAAUCCGGUUUAACAGGUUCACGUGGAAAAUAUUUACGUUGUGUCGAUUCACAUGGUGAUAAUUUGUUACUUCCAAUCGAGCAACGUGCAAAAUUUUCAGCCCUUGCGCGAGAAGAUAAUAUCAGUGGUGUACAUACGGCAAAAAAUUUACUGUGUAAACGUUUACCACUAACUGUACGCUUAGUUCAUGGCAGUGCACCUCGUGGCCUUAAAACUCCAAGUCAAUUUUUACCAGAAUUACGUUUAUUAGCUGCCUGUGAAGAGGAGCAUAUAUUUGCUCUACCAUUACAAAAAGAAUCAAUUGGAUUAGUGGCAUUACCAUUAGCGGCGCCAUUAAAAUUAUUACGAACUCGUAAUGAAGAACAGUUGAAAAACUUACCAGAAUUUCGAAGGCUCGUUGAUCGAACAACCAAACUAUUGACUGACGUACGCGAUAGAGUACAUGUUUUAGAAGGUCGUUUAGCAGCUGUUCCACGAAGUGGUUAUUGGUUACGUCGUAGUGCUUCAUCCGAUUCCGCUGUUCAUAAACAAUAUUCAUCAUCUUCUUCAUCAGCUUCUUCGCGUAGGCGUGAUGAAAAUAAAGCACCACCGGUUAUUUCACGUUUAGCACCAGAAUAUGAUGAAAUUGAUCAAAUAUAUGAUUAUGUUCGUGGAUUUGCACCUUUACCAAAAAGUGUAUUGGAACCUGUAGUCACAUGUCACAUAUCAUCUACGCCAUCUUCACCGAAAUUAGAUAUGAGACCAGAGCCACCGCCAAUUGAAACAAUACCAACAAAAAAACAAUCGGCGUCGAUAAAACGUACUCGACGCACCGUUGAAACCACCAAUAUUAUUGAACAUAAGGAGAAAGUUGUAGGCUUACCAAAAUUAUAUAUAAAAAAUGGUAGUGCACAAAAGACAAGAUUAUUACGCCAAAAAAGUGCAUCACCAAUGAAAGAAGGUCCACCAAGUCCAGCUUCAAAGUUAGGCUCACCAUUAUUUAAUAUUAGGUAUAAAUCAUUAACAAAUUUACAGCAAGCAAUGGAAUUGGAUGCAUUACAUGCUGGAAUUAUUAAUGGUGGUACUUUAGAUUCAAGUCAUUCUGGCGGACGUACCUCGGGUGAUUCUGCAGGUGCUAAAUUACCUGAAAAACGGUCACGUAAACUUUCACGUCCUAGAAGUUUAACAAAUUUAGUUUGGGGCAAACCACCAACGGAACAUCAUCAUCAUCCUCAACCGCCACCAAAGAGUAAACCUGAGGUUACACCUAUACAUCGAAAAUCAUCGAAUAAAUUAACAAUUGGUGGGCAUAGAAGGGCAGGAACUUUGUAUCUUUAAGUAUAUUAUAUAUUUCACGUUAAGUCAGAACAGAAAUUUAAGUGAAGUACACAUUAAUCAAUUGAAGAUCUCGUUUAAAUAAAAUAAUAUUUUGGUAGGAUAUUUUAUAAUAAAAAGU
Messenger RNA from Chrysoperla carnea, 2035 nucleotides. RefSeq lists its product as uncharacterized. The transcript has 3 exons. NCBI's taxonomy places the organism in Eukaryota, Metazoa, Arthropoda, Insecta, Neuroptera, Chrysopidae. The record is from RefSeq and is a predicted model, not a curated record. Bases 100 to 1917 code for a protein of 605 amino acids.